Molecule: messenger RNA, 1242 nt
Organism: Melitaea cinxia (Glanville fritillary)
Lineage: Eukaryota; Metazoa; Arthropoda; Insecta; Lepidoptera; Nymphalidae
Product: proton-coupled amino acid transporter-like protein pathetic
Exons: 10
Coding region: 1-1242 (413 amino acids)
Biological process (GO): amino acid transmembrane transport
Cellular component (GO): vacuolar membrane
Molecular function (GO): amino acid transmembrane transporter activity
Source: RefSeq, a predicted model, not a curated record
AUGACCGCUGAGGAUACAAUUUCUUUACGUACUUUGGAGUUUGAAUUAUCAGAAUAUUUGGACAAGAACAGCAGUGCCGCCUACCAUGAACUAUACCCGGGUGUUGAAACGAUUGACUACGACUUUGUAGCGGAAAGAAAGAAUUUAUUCUCUACUAAUCUCAUUGAAUCGACUGCCCAUUUUAUAAAAGGCUGCCUCGGCGCUGGUAUAUUAGGGAUACACGAAGCUUAUAUGUAUGGAGGAAUUUGGACUUCAUUACUAGUUACUAUUAUUUUUGGAUUCCUUAUUUCACAUUGUAUGUCAAUGUUAGUGAAAUGCGCUCAAACGAUGUACAUACGACUGCGCAUACCAAGACUCUCGUAUCCUGAUUUAGCUGAAGUGGCAUUAGCAACGGGUCCGUCAAAAUUACGACGAUUUAGUAGAGCUUUUAGAUAUACCGUUGAUAUAUUUUUAUUUUUAGAUUUCAAUGGAGCGUGUUGUAUUUUUGAAAUAAUUAUAGCGAAGACAUUAAAAGAGGUGCUAGAAGCGACAUCGAGCUGGCGCACUUCAAUCACCAUUUACAUUUUGAUAGUAACCGUUCCAUUGAUAGCGAUAUGCUUGAUACGCAGUUUGAAAUAUUUGGCGCCAUUUUCUCUUGUAGCUGAUCUUUUUAUGGCAAUAUGCGUUCUAACUACUAUGUACUACAGUCUGGCCAAGGCAUCUGAUAUAAAGGAUCGUCCUGCGUGGAAAAGUAUACAUGGCUUUUUUAAUAUGCUCGGAGUUUGUAUAUACAGCGUCAAUGGUAUCGGUGUAGCGCUACCAAUUGAAAAUAACAUGAGGAAGCCGCAAUAUUUUAACAUCGUGUUGCAAUGUGGUAUGCCCGUCGUUGUAUCUUUCGUAACGAUAGUAGGAUUCUUCGGAUAUUGGGCAUGGGGUGAAAACUGUCGGUCACCGUUCACCAUAAACAUGCCAUCAUAUUUGUCUCUUCUUAUAAUGCAAGGACUGUUGACAAUUGCUUUAGGAGUAACAUUUGCUGUGCACUUUUGGGUGCCCUUUAGGAUUAUUUGGCAUUACGUUGGAAAAAGACAUGACAGAUAUCGUGGUCUUUGGGAACGUCUGUACAGAACUUUAUACGUCUUGCUAAUCGCGUGUCUGUCCAUAGCUUUACCUAACAUUGUUACUUGGAUGAGUUUUGUAAGAAAGCUUACAAAUGCUACUUUUCUUUCUUUUGAUAUAAAUACAGAACUUUAUUGGGAUGAAUAG